Messenger RNA from Silurus meridionalis, 1570 nucleotides. RefSeq names its product interferon-induced protein 44-like. The transcript is spliced from 10 exons. The record is from RefSeq and is a predicted model, not a curated record. Bases 226 to 1221 code for a protein of 331 amino acids. Lineage: Eukaryota; Metazoa; Chordata; Actinopteri; Siluriformes; Siluridae.
UUCAGUUUAAUACCCAACAGAUUUCCAGAUCUACAGCAGCGUACAGGUGCAGAUCUACAGCCGGAGCAGAAGAUACGCCAGCUUUUCCUCAGAGACGUACACAGAAGAACAGAAGUGUACAGGUGCAGCUCUACAGCCAGAGCAGAACAGACGACACGUUUAUCCAGUGACACAUCUCUACACAUUUCUACACAGCAACAACUCAUUCCAACUGAUACUGUUGUCAUGAAUCAUUCCAGGGCUCACAAUUUGUCCUGGUUUUUAAACCAAAGACAAUCCUUGCAUCCAGUCCAAAAACCACAACCAGCACCAGCACAACAACCAGCACCAGCACAACAACCAGCACCAGCACCAAAUACUGAAAUGGAUAAGCCAUGGCGUCAGAUAAAAUGGAGUGAAGAUUUUAAGAAACCGUUGUUGAAAGAACUAAAGGAUUUCCAGCCUGGUACAGAAGUCAGUGAGAUAAAGAUUCUUCUUCAUGGACCAAUUGGAGCAGGAAAAUCGAGCUUCGUCAACUCCAUCAACACAGUCCUCCGAGGAAAAAACAGUGCUAGUGCACUGGCAGAUUCAUCAACUGGUCAAAGUCAAAGCUUCACUUUAAAGUUUAAAACUCACAGGCUGAAGAAAGAUGGACCUGGAAAGUUCUAUCCAUUUGUCUUUACUGAUAUCAUGGGUCUGGAAGAAGAGAAGUCAAAAGGCGUGCAAAUUAAAGAUAUAAAGAAAAUCUUAAAGGGUCAUGUGAAAGAUGGAUAUAGUUUUAAUCCACUAAAACCAAUUGAAAAAGGUGACCUGAGUUACAUCACUAACCCCAGUCUGAAGGACAAGGUUCACUGUCUGGUCAGUGUUCUACCAGGAGACAGAAUCUCCUUCAUCAGUGAUGGUGUUAUCCAGAAAAUGAGAGAUGUUCGGGAAAAGGCACGUGACUUGGGGAUUCCUCAAGUGGUCAUCAUGCCGAUGGUGGACAGAACAUGUCCUCUAGUUAAGGAGAACCUGAGUAAGAUCUACACCAGCAAAAAAAUUAAAGAGAAGAUGGAAGAGUGCAGUAAUAAACUGGGAGUCCCGAUGAACUGCAUCUUUCCUGUGCAGAACUACCACGAGCAGAUCACCAACGACCUGCACAUGGAUCUUCUGGUUCUCAUGGCCAUCACUAACAUUGUUACAUUUGCCAAUGACUACAUUGAAGACCAGGUGUACAAUUCCAGUGAGGAUAAAAAAGAGUAGGUUCAGUGUGAAUCAUUUCUACAUUCUAAUUGUUUAAUCUGCAACACAGAAGCAACGUAGAACUGGACAGAUUCAGGAAUUAACAAUAUGAAGAAAGAUGUACUGAGAAACGAUUACAACUUAUGUUUAAAUGUUAUACUUUAUUAAAUGAAAAUAUUAUAUUUUCUUACAAUACAUUUUAAACUAUGAAAACAAUGACAAAUAAACAAAGACAACAAUUAAAGAAGAUUAACCACUUUAUUGUAUUACUGAUUUAAUGAUGUUACUGUAAUCAUGUUUUGUCUUCUUUCUGAUUUUUAUAUGUACAAUAAAGAAACAAAUUAAAUAUUGAUGCAGUUCAGCAGUGAGA